UUCCUGCCGGGCGCGGCAUGGCGGGGCCGGUGGACUGUCACUGCCACCUGGCCGCGCCCUGUUUCCAGCGGGACGUGGCGGCCGUGGUGCGGGCGGCGGAGCAGGCGGCCGUGUCGGCGCUGGUGGUGGUGUCGGAGCAGGCGGGCGAGUUCCGGAGCGUCGUGGAGCUGUCUGAGAGAUUCCCAGGGUUUGUCUUGCCGUGCCUGGGAGUUCACCCCGUUCAAGAGGUUUCUCCAGAGGAGCAGCGCAGUGUUGCUUUGAAGGAUCUGGAUGCUGCGCUGCCUCUUAUAGAACUUUACAAAGACAAAUUGAUGGGGAUUGGAGAAGUUGGACUAGACUUCACUCCCAGAUUUGCCAGCACCGAUGAACAGAAGGAAGGACAAAGACAGGUUUUGAUCAAGCAGAUUGAGCUGGCAAGAAGACUGGACUUGCCAUUAAAUGUUCAUUCCCGCUCAGCUGGAAGACCAACCAUUAAUCUCUUGAAGGAACAAGGUGCUACCAAGGUGUUGCUCCAUGCUUUUGAUGGGAAGCCAUCUGUAGCCAUGGAAGGGGUGAAAGCUGGAUACUACUUCUCCAUUCCUCCUUCCAUUAUAAGGAGUGAACAGAAGCAGAAGCUUGUGAAACAGUUGCCUCUGGAAAAUAUGUGUUUGGAAACUGAUUCUCCUGCUCUGGGGCCUGAAAAGCAGGUGAGAAAUGAACCCAAAAAUAUCUACAUUGCUGCUGAAUACAUUGCCAAAAUUAAAGGAAUUCCAGUUGGAGAAGUUAUAGAAGUGACUACACAGAAUGCACUAAAAGUAUUCCCCAAACUUCAGCACUUUCUUCGGAUAUAGGUUCAGAAACUGAAAUAUAUGAUGUUGCAGAAAGUAUUACUUGUGGUGUAAUUACUAAAACCAAGUUACAUCUUGUGUUAAAGUGGAGUUUUGCAGUUGGAAGUUAAGAUGUAAGGAGUGUUAUAUAGCUGGAUAGGAUAAAAUUGGGAAUUUCUCAAAGGCUGUUGGUGUGCACUGUAAUAAUCUCUUGUAUGUGAUAAAAACACAUUGUUCCUUUGCUUCUCUCAUGUCUAUGAACACAUAAUUUGUAAAGAAGAGCACCAUAAAAUUGUCAAUUUAGUUUCUCAGGCUGCUUGCCAGCUGCUCCUAGUCUGGGAGAUGGCUCCUGUACAGUGCUUGAUGUCCCCUUCACUCCUUAUUUCUGCUGACUGAAAGUCACAAGUUGUGGACCCAGUCAUGAUAAGAAAGCUCCUAUUACAACUGGCUGAUUAUGCAUCCCUUUCUGAGCCAUUAAAAGAACCCAGCUGGAUGGA
This is a messenger RNA of Pseudopodoces humilis (Tibetan ground-tit), 1303 nucleotides long. RefSeq names its product TatD DNase domain containing 3 (gene TATDN3). Lineage: Eukaryota; Metazoa; Chordata; Aves; Passeriformes; Paridae. The record is from RefSeq and is a predicted model, not a curated record. Gene Ontology annotation, molecular function: hydrolase activity, acting on ester bonds.